This is a messenger RNA of Cydia strobilella, 4151 nucleotides long. It is a transcript of the gene pio, whose product is annotated as cuticlin-4. The coding region runs from base 321 to 1553 and encodes 410 amino acids. The record is from RefSeq and is a predicted model, not a curated record. NCBI's taxonomy places the organism in Eukaryota, Metazoa, Arthropoda, Insecta, Lepidoptera, Tortricidae. The transcript is spliced from 10 exons.
CAACGCACGCGCACAGUACCAACCCGACCACCGCCCGCGCGGCCGCGAUGCCCAUCGCAACGACAAUCGACAACGAAACGCUAUUAAAACUAAACUAAAAACACCAAAAACAAAACGCGCGACUACUCGAAUCCUUCAAAAAUUCAAAUUUCGAAUUUAUACUUUUUAAAUCUCACAACAAGUUGAGCAUAUGGCCAGUCCAAGGAUGUGAACUUUUUUUGUUUCUCAACAGUGCAUUGAAAUGUGGAUCUUAUGUGUAUAGUGUAAAGUUCAGUUUUAAAGUGUUAAGGAUUAAAAUAAGUAUUAAAAAAGACUGAGCCAUGUGGAGUAUACUUCUAGUCUUGGCGCUUUUAGCGACCGCGCGUUCGAAACAGCUCCCGACUUCCACAGAGCUAUCCACAACAGCGAUAGCGAAAGCGACAGACGAGGACACAACGCCAUGGCCCGGCUCUCUCGCUCCUUUAGAUACGCUGGCCGUCGCGUGCGAGCGAGACAGCAUGCAUGUCACCAUCACGCUGGCGCACAACUCUAUUUUUGGAGACAGCCUCUACGACACGUUCAACGGCAUAGUGUACCCAGCAGGUCUGGGCAGCAACUCAUCCUGCCUCCGGGAGUACGUGGCGGCGCGGGGAGACUUGCAGUACACCCUGCCUCUGAAGGGCUGCAACACCAUGUCUACUGAUAACGACGAUGGCACUGUAGAAUACUUCAACAAUAUCAUAGUCCAGCCCCACCUCCGCCUGGUCACCGGGCAGGGUCGCGGCUAUCAUGUACUGUGCAGAUAUAGACGGCGGGAUUUGUCACAGUUCCACAUCUACCCUCGAGCUUCGGCCCUUAGCUCCAAUACUUUGGAUGAACAAGAGGAUUUCGACGAAGACUCGGGUCUGCUGCCAUCCGUUACGAUGAAGAUUUACAAAGGGGACCCGAAAGAUAAACAGGUGGCGUCUAACGUACGGAUCGGCGACACGCUAACCCUAGUGGUGUCUCUAGAGAAACAGAGACGUUUCGGUCUCCUCGUCUCCGAGUGUUCCGUGAGAGACGGACUGGGCUGGGCCGAACAGACUUUAAUAGCUGAUGACGGUUGCCCGUUAGACGGCGAGAUAAUGGGCAUGUUCCAAUACGGCGACGAACGACAGGACGCACGCGUGUCGUUUCCGGCACACAAGUUCCCAUACACCGCCAGCGUGUAUUACACAUGCGAAGUGAAAUUGUGUGACUUGAACCAUCCCACCGACUGUGAACCGUGCUCUCACAAGCGGCGCGUGCGCCGUCAAGAAGAAGGCUCACCGGCCACCGUGGAAGUGUUCUCCGGACUUUAUGUCAACGAGCAAGACUCGCUUGACAACGAGGUCACUAGUGAGAAGAAAGACGACGAGAUCUGCAUAUCGCAGCGUAACUUCGCCAUCGGCAUUUGCAUCGCCGGCGUCAUCCUCAUGGCGUGCGUCAUCGCCGCCAUCGCUUGCAUCCUCGCGCGCAGGCGCGGCAAGAGCCAUUCCGGCAGCUCGCUGUACAGUGGCCCUUAUACUAAUACUGGGUAUUCACAUACUAGCUAAAAUAUACUUCCAAACUGUACACAUCACUCUGAUGUGUUUACAUCAGUACUUUUGGUUCAUCCAUUAAUUACGUCACACGAAUUUGGAGGUUUUUUGACCCCUCCCCCCUCCUUGUCACAUUUGGCAAACCCCACCCCCCUGGUGGGACGUCACAUUUUUUCAAUGAAGUAUUAUUAAUAUUUUCAAAAGAUUUUUGACAAAAAUAUUAUUAGUACUUUUAUAACCCAAAACAGAUAAGGAAAGGAAAUUAAACGAUUAAAAAAGAUUAUCGUUCCAAAAACUUGUUAUUUAAUUGUACUGCGAAUAAAAUAAUUUAAAUAAGUUAAUGUGACGUCACAAAGUUCGUGACUCCCCCCUCCCCCUUUUCACAACUCACAUUUUCUUGACCCCCUCCCCCAAUAAACGUGUGAUGUAAUUAAUUGAUGACCCCUUUCCCAUUUCGUCAGGUGACAACCGAAACUCACUAAUUACCACCACAAGUUCAUAGCCAUAGUGAACCAUACCUUUUUAAUUAUUUUUUUGUAAUUAGUUUCGUUUUGGUUGUCACCUGACGAUUUGUUUGCUUCUUUUACAGCCUCUUUAUUUCAACCCUUAAUUUCGCAAGUCAAGGUGCUGAACUCAAACCUUGCUUGACACUAAAUAAUUUUAAUGAAUUAGAAAGCAAAUACAAAAAAGGGGCCAGUUUAAGGGUUCUGGCUUUGAAAUUAAGGGUUAAACGUACCUCUUACACAUUCUAAGGAACGUGACGAAAAUGUCAAACAUGGGAAGUAUUCUAAAGUAUAGGAGGAGGCUGUUACGGAAGCAAAAAAAGAGGAAAAUGUUUAAUAAAAUUGUUGGAGGGCAGGCUGUAACGAACUAAGAUAUACUUAGUUUAAAAAUAAACAAAACAUCACAAAAGGGUAAUCAUUAUCAGUAUAAGUAUUCAAACAAUUUUGAAAAAAAUUAAGGAAUUAAGUGAAAAAUAAAAGAACAUAAUGUCGGAUAAACUUUUGGGGGUUGUAGCAAUACCAAUGAAAUUGUUAUUUCUUGCUCAUUUCAUUAGUGUAAAGGCGUAUCACAACCUCAAAAUAAAAUAUCGGGUUAAAAUUAGUUCUAUUUCAUAACUUCUUAGUGUAAAAACCUAGUAGUUAUGUUUACAAAAAGAAGUUAUGCUUAAAUAGUCUUGUGGAAUAAAUACAAAAUAACAUUAUAUCACAAUUUAAACGCUUUUGUCGGUUUCAAAGACAUCGAAUAAAUUAGAUAGUGGAUAGUCGGGUUGAGAAACGAAUUAAUAAUGUAAUAUUAUUAAAAUAAAAAUAGGUGUUCCUUGCGAGAUUUUUAUCGCAAUAUUUUAUGUUUAGCUACAUUUUUUUUAUGUAUUCUAAUUAUUAUCAUGUCUCGUGUUCUAAGCAUUGGCCAACAAUUUGAUAGUCAAAAAACAAAUUUCGAAAGACAGAAUGUUAGUAUAUUUAAAAUAAAGUUUGUGACGUUUGUGUACCUUAUAGAUGUCAAAAAUGUCACUAGAUGUCAAGAAACUUCCAACGUCGUAACCAGUUACAAUCAUAUUAAAUAUUACAGUUUCGUAACUGGUUACGAAAAUUCGAAAAAAUGUUAUUAGCCUUCAAAUUAGAAAAAUCUGUCUGUUUAAUGUAGGAACACCUCAUUCAGUCAUACUUAGCAUAAGUUUAGUUUUACAUAUAUGUAUUUAGCAGUACCAUGGAAUUUAGAUAUUUAUGUUGUGAUAAUGAUAUCGAAUCCGUCCUGUAGCAAUAUUUUUAGUUGCAAUUAUGUUCAUUUACAACGUAACGUUUAACUAUUAACAUUUAUUUUCUAUAUUAAGUCAAAGUUGACUUGAGUAAAUAUUUAAUUUUGUAUUUUCUUAUAACCAGGGACUUGUCAUAUAGGCCAGUUUUGCAUGAUUGUGUGCAAAUAGGGCCUUUUACCUCCAAGGUGGUGGGAUACUUUCCUCUAUACAGUGUUUUUGUUACUUACUCAUUAACGGUAACUGAAAGGUUUGAACAAAUUUGUUCUAUUAUGAACAAAUGUCUUAUUACUAAAACGGGAAUAUUUGCAAUUUUUGCUAAACGAGUACAGAAAUAAUUAAAAACAUUUCUUCUCAAUAAUUUUCUGCCGUUUUAAAUAAUUUGUGGAUGCCAUAUUCCUUAAGUUAUUAUUAAGUCCUUCUUAUAUGCCAUUUAAGUAAUUGGUGCUAAAACUUAUCUGUAUACUCACACUUAUUUUAAUAUAUGACAGAACAAAAAAACACUCGUAAUUUUACAGAAUUGUAAUAAAUAUCGUUAUUUUCUUUUGUUGAUCAAAAUAAACAAUUUCGUAACUUGUUACGAAAUAUGAAAACAACCUGUUUAUUCAUGAAAUAAAACUGAAAACGGACCCUGUUUAUUAUUAUUUUUUUGUCUUAUAUUAAAACAAGAUGUAAAUCACUGCUUAUCCUGUGUAUUUGUGUACAAGAAUGAAUAUAAUCGGUAUGUGUUUCAUACUUACCUCAUUGUGUACUAAUCCCGAUCUUAACUAGAUUUUAAAGACAAUGGGGUUCUGGAACCAUAUCGGCAUGAGACUGUAUGCAAUAUUUUUUUAACAAAUAUACUGACUUAAUUAAAA